AUGGAUCUAGGAUUAAAUAACCGGCGGGCAGUGAUUACCGGCGCUUCAAAAGGUAUUGGCCUGGCUUGUGCCCAGAGCCUGGCGCGGGAAGGCGCUCAUGUACAUCUCGUUGCCCGCACCGAAUCAGACCUGCAGUCAGCUGUGACCCUGGUAGAUCUGUGCGGUCCGGGGCAGGUCAGUUAUCAGGCGCUGAAUCUGGCGGAUUCGCACGAUGCUCAAGCGUUGAUUGAAGCCCAGGCGGAGGCAGAUAUUCUCGUCAACAACGCAGGCGCCAUUCCAAGCGGCACCCUUUUAGACAUCGACGAAUCAACCUGGCGCGAGGCCUGGGACCUGAAAGUCUUUGGGUAUAUCAACCUCUGCCGCGGCUUUUACAGACAGAUGAGCGGCCGAGGGGGUGUUAUUCUUAACGUCAUCGGCGCAGGCGGUGAGCGGCCCACUUCGGGAUAUGCAGCCGGGGCUGGUGGCAAUGCUGCGCUGAUGGCUCUGACCCGCGCUUUGGGCGGCACCAGCCGUAAAGACAACAUUCGGGUAGUGGGCAUCAACCCCGGACAGAUUGUCACCGAACGCCUCCAGGAUUUGCUCAAAGCCGCGGCAAGCAAACGCUUCAAUGAUGCCGAGCGCUGGCAGGAACUGCUGGACCCGCGUUACCCGCCGGGGGAGCCCGCGCAUAUCGCUGAUAUGGUGGCAUUUCUAGCCAGUGAUCGUUCAGCCAAUACCACCGGCACAAUCGUGACCAUCGAUGGCGGGCAUUGCGAUAAAUUCUGCGUGGUUGCCAUGGAUCAACGUAAUGCCGGCAACAGCAGCGGUCUUGUUGCCGCAGAUCAUGGCUGGCACACCUAUAGCCGGGAUCAGCUGGGGUUGAUGAGCCACCUGGGAUUUGAUGAAUUCCAUGUCGCGGGUAUGUGCAUAGGUGGACCAUAUGCAUUGGGUCUUAUCCAGGCAGCGCCGGAACGGGUUGUCAGCGCUACCUUGUUUCAGACGAUAGGUCGGGAUAAUAACGCCGAGGCGUUUUACGCGAUGUUUGAUGACUGGGCCGCUACACUGCAGCCGCAGAUGGCCGAGGUCCCCGCCGAAGCCUGGGCAGCGUUCCGCGAAAAUAUGUACGGCGGUGACACCAUCCUGUUUAACGUCGACCGCGAAUUUGUCGCGAAUAUAAAAACACCGCUGCUGGUUCUGAUGGGCAAUGAUCUCUAUCACCCGGCCGCGGCAUGGGCGCCAAGUGGAGGUAAUGUGCAACCAUUUCGAAUUAUUGUCGCUCGAGAUCCGGAUAUAAGGACCCGGAUUGGUGACCUUUAUCGGCCUCAAUGGGCAUCUUACGGCGCCAACGCGCGCAAAGGUCUGGCCAGCCUGGAAGGAGAGGCCAAAGCCAAGCGGGCACGUAUGCUUGAUGCCUGCGAUUACCUCGGAGAACACAUGGGUGAAGCACCCGUACUGCUGAUAUUCUGUUUCAAUCCGGAUUACAUGGCGAUCACGGAUGCUGACCAGGGCCGUCCCUCAAUCGUGGGCGGCGGAUCGGUUUAUCCAGCUCUGCAGAAUGCAAUGCUGGCCUGUGUCAGCGAAGGUAUAGGCUGCACGUUGACCACUUUGUUGUGUUAUGAGGAAGACAAACUCAAACAGAUUCUGGCAAUGCCCGACGGUUGGUAUACGUGUGCGGUCAUGCCGAUUGGAUACCCGGUGCGUGGCGGACAUGGUGCGAUCUCACGGCGGCCGGUGAACAAGUUGUGUUAUGCGGACCAGUUUGGAAUGCUUAUGUCUCUGGUUGCUGUAAUGGAAACAAAUAAAGGCACUAUUCGACUGGACCUGUUUGCAGAUAAAACACCGAUGACGGUGGCGAAUUUUGUAAAUCUGGCCCAGCGUGGAUUCUACGACGGCCUUGCUUUCCACCGUGUGAUCCCUGACUUCAUGGUCCAGGGUGGGUGCCCUCAAGGUACUGGCACUGGCGGACCGGGUUAUCGAUUUGCUGACGAGUUUGUCGCCGAACUGCGUCAUGAUGCACCCGGCAAGUUUUCCAUGGCCAAUGCAGGACCGGGCACCAACGGCUCGCAAUUCUUUAUCACCCACGUCGCCACACCCUGGCUGGACGAUGCACAUACAAUUUUUGGCGCGGUUCAAAGCGAUGCCGAUCAGGAUGUGGUUAACGCCAUCGCCCAGGGUGACAAAAUCGUAUCUGUAACCAUCGAAGGUGAAACAGAAGCUCUGCUUGCUGAUGAGCCUCUGGUUGCGCAAUGGAAUGCAAAACUCGAUGGCUGA
Molecule: messenger RNA, 2250 nt
Organism: Symbiodinium pilosum
Lineage: Eukaryota; Dinophyceae; Suessiales; Symbiodiniaceae
Source: the annotation of a GenBank genome assembly